AUGGGAGGCGGCAAGAAACGGAAGCGCGCCAGCAAGCCGCCAUGCCUCCCGCCGGCGACGACCACGCUUGAAUCCCUCAACGACGACGUUCUCGAGGAGAUCCUCUUGCGCCUCCCGUCCGUCGCCUCGCUCGUCCCCGCCGCCUGCGCCUGCUCGCGCUGGCGAUCGCUCGCCUCCUCGUCGGCUUUCCUCCGCCGGUUCCGGGCGAGGCACCCUUCGCUCCUCGGCCACUUCGCCACCGACGCCGACGACGAGUCGGCGAUCCCGACCUUCAACCCUGCCCGUGACCAGUUUGACGGCUGCUCCGACGCCGCCGUACGAGGCGGCGAUUUCUUCCUGACCCACGUCGACGCGGACGCCGGGUGGCGCAUCCAGGACUGCCGCCACGGCCGCGUCCUCUUCGCCAACGACAGCGACGACCUCCUCGUCUACGACCCCCUCUCGCGCCGCGGCGUCUCCAUCCGCCGACCAAUGGGGGACCCCGCUUGCCACUUCACCCACUGCCUUCUCGCCGGCGACGACGGCGGUGAUGGCAGCAGCCCAGAUUCCUUCCGCCUGGUGUCCAUCGAGCACUACGGCGAACGGGCGGCGCGCGCGGCGGUGUACAGCUCGCGCACCGGCGCGUGGAAGCGCGGCCGGUGGGACUCCCGCGUCAUCAACCCAAAGCGCCCCGGCGAUUACUCCUACUUCCCGGCGAUGCAGGCGGAAGGGCGCAUCUACUGGAAGAACCGCGACACGGCGAAGAUACAGGUGUUCGACGCGGGCGCCAUGCGGUUCUCGUACGUCCACCACCCGGAAGGUGUGGGCCCGCGGUCCAAGUACGCCGUCGGCGAGGCCGAGGACGGCGGAUGCUGCCUCGUCUGCCUCGCGGAGGCGCCCCACGGCUCGGUGUUCAAGGUGUGGCGCCUCCGGGUCGGGACUGGGGAGGCGGCCGGGUCGUGGACGUGGGAGCUCGAGCGGCGGCUGCUGGCAAGCCCGGUGAUAGGGACGGUGCAGUACCCCCCGCUCCGCCACGUGUGCGCGGUUGUCGCCGGCGUGGUGCUGGUCUGCUUCCAGAACUACACGGGGCCUCGCCGGCACGUCGCGUUCCGGCUCAGCGACAUGCAGGUCGAGGCGACGUUCAAGAGCGGCGGAUGGGCUUACCCUUUCUUCAUGCCAUGGCGUGGCGUCGCUCACCUGUCUCGCCGUCCCCCAGUUUAG
Oryza brachyantha (malo sina) is the source of this 1200-nucleotide messenger RNA. RefSeq lists its product as uncharacterized. Bases 1 to 1200 code for a protein of 399 amino acids. The record is from RefSeq and is a predicted model, not a curated record. Gene Ontology annotation, molecular function: protein binding. The transcript has a single exon. Lineage: Eukaryota; Viridiplantae; Streptophyta; Magnoliopsida; Poales; Poaceae.